Physcomitrium patens is the source of this 1334-nucleotide messenger RNA. Lineage: Eukaryota; Viridiplantae; Streptophyta; Bryopsida; Funariales; Funariaceae. The record is from RefSeq and is a predicted model, not a curated record.
AUGGAGAAUCACCAUUAUGACUUUGCCAUGUGGUUUUGUUUAGGUUUCGCUUGCAUCGACACAAACAUAAUCGAGUUUAGUCUAUUGGGUAGUUUUGUAAAGGGGAGAUGCACAUUGUGGAGAGUAAAUGAUCGUGCUGUGUUUGAGCCGAAUCUGCAUGACUGCAAGCUGGAUCUUCGGCUUCUGCAUCCGAUUUCGGACGCACUUGCGAGUGCGUCUCGGGACUAUGUGUUCGUGGUGAAUCCCAGUGGCGCCAAUGGGCGGACUGGACAGCAAUGGAAGAGAAUGCUCCCGGACUUGAGUUCACGUCUUGGUAGACAGUGUAAUAUUCGCGAGGAGCUUACGACUGGCCCUCUCCAUGCAAUUGAAAUUGCAAGGGAGGCUGUCCGUGAUGGAGCUGCAGCUGUGAUUGCCGUAGGAGGGGACGGCACACUGCACGAGGUGCUCAAUGGGUUCUUUGAAGAUGGGAAGUUGGUCCAAUCUCGUGAACUUCAUCCUGGGCCGCCGACGGCCCUUGGGCUGAUUCCAAUGGGUACUGGCUCCGACCUUGCGCGUCAUUUCCGCUGGAAAUUGAAUGACAAAUACCAAGCUAUUGAUCGUCUUGUCAAAGGUCAGAAGCGGAGGAUUGAUGUGGGUAGAGUGCAAUUACCUGAGGACAGAAUCGAUCGAUAUUUCCUUAAUGUGGCCAGUCUCCAUUUGAGUGCGAAGGCAGGCCAUAUUGCGGCCAUGUACAAAAAGCUAGGCAACUUCUGUUAUGUUCUUGGAGCACUUAAGGCCUUCCGGGCUCACGAGGAUCGGGACCUGAGGAUGAGGAUAAAUGGGGGUCCAUGGACUGUAGUUCCGAAAGUCACAGCUGCGUGUGUUGGGAAUGCCAAGUAUUUUGGUGGAGGAAUGAAGAUCGCACCCACUGCUGACCCCUUCGAUGGGAGUUUGGAGGUGGUAUCGCUGGCGGAUUAUAAGUGGUAUGAUUUCGUUUUGAAGAUGCAUAUGUUGUAUCAAGGCACUCACGUGCAUCUGGACAAGGUCACCACAACUAGUGUUCACACCUUCGAGGUGGAGGAGAUAGAGUACCAAUCCAGACGGGAAGAUGUGUUUGUGCAAGCUGAUGGCGAACACCUAGGUUUCCUUCCUGCAAAAUUUUCGAUCUUACCUGAACAAUUAAACUUCAUUCUCUAACGCAAUUGACUGACCAGAUUCAUCUUUUUCUAAGGGGAAAAAAUUCCCCUUAGGUCUUUGCUCUUCGUGGCUCAUGUUGAUUCUUCUUCGGCCUUAUGGGCUUACAUUGGAUGCGAUAAAAAAUAUAUAAAGACAUUACAAGAGUUCAGUUGUAUAAA